Ipomoea nil (Japanese morning glory) is the source of this 3993-nucleotide messenger RNA. RefSeq lists its product as uncharacterized. Gene Ontology annotation, biological process: DNA repair; telomere maintenance. The coding region runs from base 1 to 3993 and encodes 1330 amino acids. Gene Ontology annotation, molecular function: DNA helicase activity. NCBI's taxonomy places the organism in Eukaryota, Viridiplantae, Streptophyta, Magnoliopsida, Solanales, Convolvulaceae. The transcript has 10 exons. The record is from RefSeq and is a predicted model, not a curated record.
AUGAGGAAAAUACUUGCUUCUACAAUCAUAGGGAGCAAAAGGAAACAUAGAAUCGACAACAAAGAGAAUUUGGAGAAUUCAUCAUCAACAAGUACUGAUGGUCGUAGGACUAACUUACCUACUUCAAGUAUCCAGUCAAGAUAUGCCAAUGGAGUGUGUUUUACUCCAGAAAUUACACCAUUGAGUAACAUAACUUACGGUGGUAGCGCACAAGAGAAAGAAGCAAUCCGACAACCGUUAGGAAACAUAUCGAAUCAGUGUAGUAAACAUGAGCAACUAAUCAACCGUAUUAAUCCUGGUAAGGCUCAACAACCAGAUUACGUAAACAGAGACUUGCUAUCUGCAUUUGAAGAAGAAGCAAGGCUAGAACCUGUUCUUACAACACAAAAUGCUGCAACAGUUUGCCUCACGUCGAUAAACGAAACUACUGUAACUACAAAUUUGGUGGGGAAUGUUGUGGACGAACUACUUCAUAAAGACAUUGCUACAACAUCUACGGUUUGUCAUGAAGAAGGCAAGGCACCCCACUUUGCCCAGCUCUACAUAUACGACACCAGCAAUGAACAAAUCAAUCGGAUCAAUGCUGUCCGGGAUGGUUGUGAGCAAGAUGACAUCCACAUACAAAUAGUGAAUAUCAUACAGGGUGAGUUGGAUACAAAUAAUGUUUUGGUAAAGUCAUUUCGAAUGGCUAAGGAGGAAAUGGAUAGAAAUCCAUGCGCUGAAGUCAAGAUAAAAUUGCUAGGCAAGCGCAAGAAAGAUGCAAGGACCUAUAAUUUACCUGAAGUGUCUGAAGUUGCUGCUUUGAUCGUUGGAGAUCUUGACACCAAUAUUGGUGAGCGUGAUAUUGUCGUCCAAACCAAGAGUGGCCAACUACAAAGAAUAAGUGAAUUAAAUCCUUCCUACUUGCCACUUCAAUAUCCAUUGUUGUUUCCGUAUGGUGAAGAUGGAUAUAGGGAAGAUAUUGCAUUCUCAAACAUCAAAGGCAAUAGCGGUGGUGGCGGUAGACAAAGGAUUAGCCCGAGAGAAUAUUUUUGCUAUCGCAUACAGUCAAGAAAGUCGGUGGUAAAUACAAUUCUACAUGCCAGGCGUUUGUUCCAACAAUUCGUUGUGGACGGAUACACAAUGGUUGAGUCCGGUAGACUCAUUUAUAUAAGGACACACCAAAAAAGUUUAAGGUGUGAUUCAUAUAGUGGAUUGACAGAUGCUUUAACCAGGGGAGAAAUUAACCCGGCAACGCAAGGACGUAGGAUAAUACUACCGUCGAGCUUUACAGGUGGAGCUAGGUACAUGAUACAAAAUUACCACGAUGCUAUGGCUAUAUGUAGAUGGAUUGGAUAUCCAGAUUUGUUUAUCACUUUUACAUGCAACCCCAAGUGGCCUGAGGUGCAACGUUUCUUGCGUGACCGAAUGUUGAAACCAGAGGAUCGUCCGGACAUAAUUUGCAGGUUGUUCAAGAUGAAGCUGGACUCGCUGAUAGCUGAUUGUAGAAAAAAGAAACUUUUUGGUUCAGUUGCUGGAGUUAUAUAUACGAUUGAGUUCCAAAAGAGAGGUCUUCCGCAUGGCCAUAUAUUAUUGUUUUUGGAAAAAAAAAAUGGAGUUAGCGAAGUUGGAACCCUUGACACAAUCAUUUCAGCUGAGAUACCUAAUGAAAAUACAGAUGUAGAAUAUUACAAAGCUGUUGAGGAAUUUAUGAUGCAUGGUCCAUGUGGAAAAGCAAGGUUGAAUUCUCCGUGUAUGGUAAAAGGGAGAUGUUCAAAGCAUUAUCCCAAGAGGUUUGUUGAAUGUUCUACUUUUGAUGAUGAUGGAUAUCCAUUAUAUAGACGUCGGGAAAAUGGGAGGACAAUUACAAAGAAUGGCAUUUCUUUAGACAACAGGUAUGUUGUACCGCACAAUAGACAUUUAUUGCUUAAAUACAAGGCUCAUAUAAAUGUUGAAUGGUGCAACCAAUCCCGCUCAAUAAAGUACCUCUUCAAAUAUGUAAAUAAGGGACACGAUAGGGUAACAACCGAGUUCUACAAAACUAACAAUGCUGAAGAUGCUGGGAAAACCGUAGACGAGAUCAAUAUGUACUAUGAUUGUAGGUAUAUAUCUCCCUGUGAAGCAGUGUGGCGGUUGUUUGGUUUUGAUAUACAACUUAGGGCUCCGUCAGUGGAAAGGCUAAGCUUUCACCUUCCCAAUCAACAAAGUGUGAUUUUUGCAGAUGAUGAUCCAGUUGAAAACAUUCUCAAUAGACCUACUAUAGCACAGAGUAUGUUCUUAGAAUGGUUCGAGGCUAAUAAAACAUUCCCAGAGGCAAGAAAGAUGACUUAUGCUGAGAUGCCAACGAAAUUCGUGUGGAAAAAAGACCUUAGGAAAUGGCAGCCAAGGAAAAAAGAUAUCAAAAAUGUGAAUGGGGUUCAGUAUGAUACCUUUCGAGAUGUGUGUUAUGCUAGAGGUUUAGUUGAUGAUGACAAAGAAUAUAUAGACGCAAUAGAGGAAGCAAGUCAUUGGGCGUCUGGAGAUAAGUUGAAGAGAUUGUUUGUUACACUGUUAAUGACCAACUGUAUAGGGAAACCGGAAUCGGUGUGGAACUCUGUGUGGAAGCAUUUGUCUGAAGAUGCACAAUACCAACUACGUAAACAAUUGCAAAAUAGAGAUUUAGUGCUCAGUGAUUCACAGAAGAUGAACUACGCUUUAGUAGAGAUUGAAAAGAUGUUAUCAAUGAUGGGAAGGAGUUUGAUGGACUUUCCAGAGAUGCCAAUUGCUAAUUUUGAGACUUAUAAUGUAAUAUCAAAUAGGUUGAUACAAGAGGAACUGGCAUACGAUUGUGUUGCUCAGGAGAAAGAAAACAAGGUAUUGGUAAGUCAACUAACAGAUGAGCAAAAGGUAAUAUAUGAUGAGGUGUUAACAGAUAUUGAAAGCAAGGCUGGGGGGUUAUUCUUCGUUUAUGGUUAUGGAGGUACUGGUAAGACAUUUUUGUGGAGAGCAUUGUCAUCUGCUCUAAGGUGUAAGGGCGAAAUUGUUCUAAAUGUUGCGUCUAGCGGCAUUGCUUCUCUUCUGUUACCAGGUGGCAGGACAUCACAUUCUAGGUUCGGAAUACCUAUAUCUGUGAAUGAAGAUUCCACUUGCAACAUAAGACAAGGCACACCAUUGGCUGAGCUGAUUUUGCAAAGCAAGUUGAUAAUAUGGGAUGAAGCUCCAAUGAUGCACAAAUACUGUUUUGAAGCCCUAGACCGAACUAUGAGGGAUUUGAUGCGAUCCCUGAAUCCAAGUAGUUCCGAAAUGACAUUUGGUGGUAAAACAGUCGUUUUUGGUGGCGAUUUUAGGCAGAUUCUACCGGUUAUUCCAAAGGGCACACGCCAAGAUAUUGUUGGUGCAAGCAUUAAUUCCUCAUACCUUUGGAGAUCAUGCAGAGUAUUUAGGUUAACUAAAAACCUACGCCUAAGAAGUUUACAAUCGCAGACUGAGGCUGCCGAGGUGGAAGAAUUUGCAAACUGGAUAGCUGAUAUAGGAGACGGAUUGGUUGGUGAUUCAGUUGAUGGUGAAGCAGUGAUUACAAUUCCCGAACAGUUAUUGCUAAAAUGGAAAGAUGAUCCUAUUGCUACUAUUGUGGAUAACACAUUCCCUCUGUUUAGGCGUGCAAAUGAUGAUUUAUCAUACCUUAAGGAUAGUGCUAUACUGGCUCCAACAUUGGAUGUGGUUGAUACCAUUAACCAAUACAUGAAUGAUCAUAAUCCAUGUGAUGGUAGGACUUAUUUGAGUUGUGAUUCGGUUUGCAAGUCAGAUUCUAACGUGGAUAUGUUAGCGGAUUUGCACACUCCAGAAUUCUUGAAUGGUCUGCGAUGUUCUGGAGUACCUAAUCAUUCUUUGACUUUGAAAGUUGGCUCACCUGUUAUGCUAUUGAGAAAUAUUGAUCAUACUCUUGGAUUAUGCAACGGUACAAGGUUGAUUGUAACAAGGUUAGCUGAUCACAUGUUGGAGGCCAAGAUCAUGGCCGGUACAAAUGCAGGAUGA